GAAUAUAUUUCCAUUUUUGUUCACCUUCGAAACGAACAAAUUUGGAUAAACCGCUCGAAGAGCGGCAUCCGAUCGAGCUAACAAUGGAGGGUGUCGGUGGCGGCAAGCGCCGCGGGGACGACGGGGCGGAGGCCACGCCGCGGUGGCGCUUCUCCCGGCCGUCGUCGCAGGGCGGGCCCCUGGCGGCCGCCGGCCUCACGAGCAUCCGCGCGGUGCUCAACCGCGUCAACUCCUCCGUCGACGCCGCCGCCGCCGGCGGGCCGCGCCCCGUCCUGCGGCUCGGCAACGGCGACCCCACCGCGUCCGCCUGCUACCGCACCGCGCCCGCCGCCGAGGACGCCGUCGUCGACGCGCUCCGCUCCGGGGCGCACAACGGCUACUCCCUAACCGUCGGCGUCCUCUCGGCGCGCCGUGCUAUUGCAGAAUACCUAUCUCGAGAUCUUCCUUAUGAGCUUUCGGCAAAUGAUAUUUACCUGACCUCCGGAUGUGUCCAAGCGAUCGAAGUCAUGAUCUCUGUUUUGGCUCAGCCCGGAUCCAACAUCUUACUUCCCAAACCCGGCUUUCCAUUGUAUGAAUCACGGACUACAUUCAGCAAUCUAGAGGUUCGACAUUUCGAUCUCAUUCCAGAGAGAGGCUGGGAGGUAGACCUAGAGGGUGUGCAAGCUAUUGCUGAUGAGAACACUGUUGCAAUUGUCGUGAUCAAUCCCAGUAACCCUUGUGGAAGCGUGUAUUCGUAUGAUCAUUUGGCAAAAAUUGCCGAGACCGCCAGGAAACUUGGUUUGCUGAUAAUUGCUGAUGAGGUAUAUGACCAUUUGGCAUUUGGGAAUAAUCCUUUUAUACCUAUUGGUGUUUUUGGGAAGACCGUCCCAGUGAUCACCUUGGGAUCUAUUUCAAAAAGAUGGCUUGUACCUGGUUGGCGACUUGGUUGGAUAGCAACAUGUGAUCCAAAUGGCAUUUUAAAGGAAGCCAAGGUUAACCAAUCAAUUGAGAACUAUAUUAACAUCUCAACUGAUCCUGCAACGUUUGUUCAGGGAGCAAUCCCUCAAAUUAUAGCCAACACAAAAGAAGAUUACUUCAACAAAAUUCUCGAUCAAUUAAGGAAUGCAGCGGAUUUAUGUUAUGAUAAAAUAAAGGACAUCAAGGGCAUUACAUGUCCACACAAGCCAGAGGGAUCAAUGUUUGUGAUGGUAAAAUUGGAUCUCUCUUACUUGGAUGGCUUCCAUGAUGAUAUGGACUUCUGCUGCAGGUUGGCAAAAGAGGAGUCUGUGAUAGUUUUGCCAGGGAGUGCAUUAGGAUUGAAGAAUUGGGUUCGCAUCACUUUCGCCAUCGAUAUACCAUCUCUUGUGGAUGCCUUUGAAAGGAUAAAAUCUUUCUGCCAGAGGCAUGGCAAACUGGAAACCUAAGCACAAAGGUGUUGAGAUAUUUCAUUAUUGUGGUGCAUCGGCAACUACGCGUUGGGGCACCCAAAUGUUGUUCUUAAUAAUCUGUUGCUGUGACCAAGAUGAUCAUUUACCUUGUCAAACAUGUAUAUCGUAUUCUUCCGGCAGGUGAACUCAAACCUAUCUUGUAUUUGUAAUGUAUUAAUUGUCGGGAAAUGCUGUAAUCUAUAACUGUAAGUCAUUCUUGGUUACAGUUGAUUUGAAUACGUCAGCCUGUAUACGACACAUUUGUGUAGGACUAAAUGGGUGUGUGCGCAUGUGCAUCUGAUUUGAGCAAACCAAUUCAAAUUAGUUACUUAUGGGUUU
This is a messenger RNA of Oryza sativa Japonica Group (Japanese rice), 1745 nucleotides long. Its product is annotated as nicotianamine aminotransferase 1-like. Gene Ontology annotation, molecular function: L-tyrosine:2-oxoglutarate transaminase activity; pyridoxal phosphate binding. NCBI's taxonomy places the organism in Eukaryota, Viridiplantae, Streptophyta, Magnoliopsida, Poales, Poaceae. Gene Ontology annotation, biological process: biosynthetic process; L-tyrosine catabolic process. The record is from RefSeq and is a predicted model, not a curated record.